Molecule: messenger RNA, 2578 nt
Organism: Amborella trichopoda
Lineage: Eukaryota; Viridiplantae; Streptophyta; Magnoliopsida; Amborellales; Amborellaceae
Source: RefSeq, a predicted model, not a curated record
UGCAGCCCUAUCAAACCAUUUUCCACAAAAGAAAUAUGAUAUAGUUUUAAUAGAUAAAUGAAAUACCAUAUAUGCUUUGAAUAACUUGCCAGACAGUCAAGAAUGGCUGCUUUGGCAUUUCCUUAGCAUAGUAGCAUUUAAAAAACUUUAGGGUUUCCCCUCCCCAUAUAAAAAGUUUUGGGGUCUCCCCACCCUUUAUCUUUUACUCUUACAUGUCUUUCAUUAAACUCCAUUGGGGGAGGUCCAAGGGGAAAACCCCAUGACUCAAGUUUUGGAGAUGAGAAUGAGAGAGAGAGAGAGAGAGUUGAAGUGCUUCCUGGCUUAGAGAGAGAGAGAGAUGAAGUGCUCCCUGGUAGAGAGAGAGAUAAGAGUUGAAGUGCUUCCUGGUCAAAAGAGGUGAGAAUUGAAGAGCUUCUAGGGAGAGAACCUCGUUUAGACAGGAGGGAGAUGAAGUGACCAUUCAAGAAGGAAAAAUUUCAGAUAUAUAAAAAAAAAAAACAAGAAAGCGAGAUGAAGUGCUUCCUGAUUUAGAGAGAGGUGAGUAAGUUGAAGUGCUUACUGCUUGAGAGAGAGAGAGAGAGAGAGUUCAAGCACCUCCUGGUUGAGAGAGAGAGAGACUGUGUGUGUGUGAGAGAAGGAGACCGUGUGUGAAGGAGAGGGAGAAAGUUGAAUUCCUCCUGAGAGAGAGAGAGAGAGAGAGAGAGAGAGAGAUGGUGGUCGGAGUGGGGUCGAGUAGUUGGUCUAAGGAGUACAGUGGGAAGAUGACUCCAUUUGUGCUAUUUGCAUGCAUAGUGGCGGCCACAGGAGGUCUCAUCUUCGGUUAUGACAUCGGAAUUUCAGGGGGUGUCACUUCUAUGGGGCCUUUCCUCGAGAAGUUCUUCCCUGAAGUAUACAAAAAGAUGCAAGAGGAUUCAAUAAGCAGCAAUUACUGUAAAUUUGAUAGUGAACUCCUGACGUCUUUCACUUCUUCACUGUACAUUGCCGGACUCAUCUCCUCUUUCUUUGCGUCAUCUGUUACGCGUGCGUAUGGUCGCAGGCCUUCUAUUCUGAUUGGUGGUGCUGCAUUUCUUGCUGGUUCAGCGCUUGGGGGAGCUGCCAUGAACAUUUAUAUGCUCAUAUUCGGGCGUGUUUUGCUAGGUAUUGGCGUUGGAUUCGCAAACCAGGCUGUCCCACUAUACUUGUCAGAGAUGGCCCCACCUCGAUAUCGAGGAGCCAUAAGCAAUGGCUUUCAAUUCAGUGUUGGAAUUGGUGCUCUUGCGGCAAAUCUCAUUAACUAUGGCACCGAGAAGAUAUCUGGUGGAUGGGGGUGGCGAGUCUCCCUAGCCUUGGCUGCUGUUCCCGCUUCCCUUCUCACUGUAGGCUCCCUAAUCCUCCCUGACACCCCCAAUAGCUUGAUCGAGAGGGAGGCCUCUCACGAUAAGGCAAAAAUGAUGCUCCAGAGGAUCAGAGGAACUACAAAUAUAAACAACGAGUUUGAAGAUCUCAUCCAAGCAAGCAAAAUCUCAAAGAGCAUUUCUCACCCAUUCAAGAACAUACUGAAGAAGAGGUACCGGCCCCAAUUGGUCAUGUCAAUUGCUAUACCAUUCUUCCAACAAGUUACUGGGAUCAAUGUGAUUGCAUUCUAUGCACCCCUUCUUUUUCGAACAAUUGGGUUUGGAGAGAGCGCCUCUCUUAUGUCUGCAGUGGUCACAGGGCUUGUUGGGACCAUCUCAACAUUCAUUUCGAUGCUAACUGUUGAUCGUUUUGGUCGGCGUACAUUGCUCUUGGUGGGUGGGGCUCAAAUGCUUGUGGCUCAAAUGAUUGUAGGUGGGUUGAUAGGGGCAAAACUUGGUGACCAUGGAGAAGGGCUGGGCAAAGCGUGGUCUUAUUUUGUUUUAGUGAUGAUAGGUUUCUAUGUAGCCGGGUUCGGAUGGUCGUGGGGCCCACUUGGGUGGUUAAUCCCUAGUGAGAUAUUCCCUUUAGAGAUCAGAUCAGCAGGUCAGAGUAUCAAUGUGGCGGUGAACUUCUUGUUCACAUUUAUAGUUGCGCAAACAUUUUUGGCGAUGCUUUGUAGGCUUAAGUUCGGGAUCUUUUUCUUUUUUGGGGGUUGGGUGGCGGUGAUGACUUCAUUCGUGUACUUGUUCUUGCCUGAGACAAAGAAUGUUCCAAUAGAGCAAAUGGGUUCGGUGUGGAGAGAGCACUGGUUUUGGGGGAAGAUGGUCAAGGAGUCCAAGGCCGGUGCUAUUGAGCUCGAAUGAUUCCACAAUUGAUGUCCAUCAAAUGGGUUAGGCAAGAUCAAUGCCAAGAGGAAGAAAGAGUAGGGUGUAUUGACGAAGCUAACCUUUAAACAACUGCUGAAUGCGUGGUGCUAGCAUGAGGUUGAAUGUGUCAUACAAGAUCCAUGCAUGUUGUCUAUGUCCUUCAUAAAUAAGGUUGCUUGAGCUGCUCCAUGCUUUCAAACAAAGCAAACAUGUGAGUCCUAUAUGGUCAUCCAUACGUAUAGCCAUGUAUUAUGUCUAUUCUACUUCCAUACAUGCAUCUUGUGGGCAUGUGUACCGAAGUAUUCUAUAAUUUAUUGCCAAUUCUUCAUGGGUUACUA